CCGUUAUCUCUCCGUUGCUUAGCUUCGGCUCUGCCGAUCUGGCAGCAUAAGAGAGCCCAACGAACCAAUAACGAAGAACACGAGAAAGCGAAGAAAGAGAGGAGAGAAUAAGAAGUACUCAGGUGCCGAGAGCUUGAAUGGCCGACUGGGAAUUGCAGAGCAUCUAGCGAUUGAGAAAUUGUUAGAGCAUGGCGGAUUGGAAGAAGAAGAAGGAGGGGCAAACUCUGCUACUCGGCAGGUACGAAGUCGGCAAGCUUCUCGGCCAUGGGACCUUCGCGAAGGUCUACCACGCUAGGAACGUCAAGACAGGGGAGAGCGUGGCGAUCAAGGUUCUCGACAAGGAGAAGAUCCUCAAGGGAGGGUUGAUUGCUCACAUCAAGCGGGAGAUCUCGAUCCUGCGCCGCGUCAGGCACCCCAACAUCGUGCAGCUGUUCGAGGUCAUGGCGACCAAGGCGAAGAUCUAUUUCGUGAUGGAGUACGUCAAAGGAGGGGAGCUGUUCAACAAAGUUGCCAAGGGGAGAUUGAAGGAAGAAGUGGCGAGGAAGUAUUUCCAGCAGUUGGUCUCCGCCGUCGGGUUCUGUCACGCGAGGGGGGUUUUCCACCGGGACCUCAAGCCGGAAAAUCUGUUGUUAGACGAAAGCGGUAACCUCAAGGUCUCCGAUUUCGGCCUCAGCGCUGUUUCCGAUCAGAUCAGACAGGAUGGGUUGUUCCACACCUUCUGUGGAACACCGGCCUACGUUGCCCCAGAAGUUCUGGCUCGGAAGGGCUACGAUGCGGCCAAGGUGGAUAUCUGGUCUUGCGGAGUGAUUUUGUUUGUUUUGAUGGCUGGUUAUCUUCCCUUCCAUGAUCAGAACAUCAUGGCCAUGUACAAGAAGAUUUACAAGGGCGAGUUCCGAUGCCCUCGCUGGUUCACCCCGGAGCUUAUUCAGUUCCUCUCCCGUCUUCUCGACACAAACCCUCUGACCAGAAUGCCAAUUCCGGAAAUCAUGGAGAAUCACUGGUUCAAGAAGGGAUUCAAGCACAUUAGAUUCUACAUCGAGAACGACCAGUUCUACAACGUCGAGGAUGACGACGAUGUCGAAUCCGAGGCAUCGGUAUCGGAAACCGAGUCAGAGCCAGAGGUGCAGAGGCAGCCAAAACCCGGAUUGCCUAGACCGGCGAGCUUAAACGCAUUCGACAUCAUAUCGUUUUCGCAGGGGUUCGACCUCUCCGGUCUGUUCGAAGAGAUAGGGGAGGAAACGAGGUUUAUAUCCGGCGCGCCGGUGUCGAGUAUAAUAUCGAAAUUGGAGGAGAUUGCCAAGGUGGUUAGCUUCACAGUGAGAAAGAAGGAUUGCAGAGUAAGUCUAGAAGGGUCGAAAGAAGGAGUGAAGGGGCCAUUGACAAUAGCAGCGGAGAUAUUCGAGUUGACGCCCUCGUUGAGGGUUGUCGAGGUGAAGAAGAAGGGAGGAGACAGAGGAGAGUACGAGGAAUUCUGUAACAAAGAACUGAAGCCCGUGUUGCAGAAUCUUGUGCUUGAUGACUCUCCUAGAUUAUCAUAUCUUCCUUCAGAUACCGAAUAGAGAAAGAAACACAGAAAGGGGGAGAAAAAACAAAGCACUGUUUUUCUUCUUCCAAUUUACUUUCAGCCAUUUUUGUUUUCUUCUUUUUUCCUUUUGUUAGUUUAUAUUGGUCAUUCGGCUCGGGCCGAGCUUUCUCUUCUGUAUCAUAUGUGCUAUGGGUAUAUAUAAUUUUGUUUCUCUGGUUUCUGCUUU
Nelumbo nucifera (sacred lotus) is the source of this 1751-nucleotide messenger RNA. RefSeq names its product CBL-interacting serine/threonine-protein kinase 12-like. Lineage: Eukaryota; Viridiplantae; Streptophyta; Magnoliopsida; Proteales; Nelumbonaceae. The record is from RefSeq and is a predicted model, not a curated record. Gene Ontology annotation, molecular function: ATP binding; protein serine/threonine kinase activity. Gene Ontology annotation, biological process: protein phosphorylation; signal transduction.